Aspergillus udagawae is the source of this 1932-nucleotide messenger RNA. RefSeq names its product 2-isopropylmalate synthase. Lineage: Eukaryota; Fungi; Ascomycota; Eurotiomycetes; Eurotiales; Aspergillaceae. Gene Ontology annotation, cellular component: mitochondrion. Bases 1 to 1932 code for a protein of 643 amino acids. The record is from RefSeq and is a predicted model, not a curated record. Gene Ontology annotation, molecular function: 2-isopropylmalate synthase activity. Gene Ontology annotation, biological process: L-leucine biosynthetic process. The transcript has 4 exons.
AUGCCUAUGCUCAAAGACCCCUCGAAAAAAUACAAGCCCUUCAAGCCUCUGCAUCUCCCUAACCGCCAAUGGCCCGAUAAGGUUAUCGACAAGCCGCCCCGCUGGCUGGCCACUGAUCUGAGAGAUGGCAACCAGAGUCUGCCCGAUCCCAUGGAUGGUGAACAGAAAUUCCGGUUCUUCAAGAUGCUCGUCGACAUCGGUUACAAGGAAAUCGAAGUAUCAUUCCCUUCGGCAUCGCAAACGGACUUCGAUUUCACUCGGCGCCUGGUAGAGACACCUGGCGUCGUUCCCGACGAUGUCUGGCUCCAGGUCCUGUCUCCUUGCAGAGAAGAACUCAUCCGUCGCACUGUCGAUUCCCUCAAAGGCGCAAAGAAGGCUAUCCUCCACAUCUACCUGGCUACCAGCCCAUGCUUCCGCCGAAUAGUUUUCGGAACCACCCGCGAACAGAGUCUCGAGAUUGCCGUAAGAUGCGCCAAGUACGCCCGCUCGAUAACCAAGGACGACCCAGAGAUGGCUGGUACCCAGUGGCAGUUCGAGUUCUCUCCCGAAACCUUCUCCGACACCGAGCCUGAGUUCGCAGUCCAGAUUUGCGAGGCCGUCAAGGCUGCUUGGGGCCCCACCGAAGAAAACCCCAUAAUCUUCAAUCUGCCAGCAACGGUUGAGAUGGCGACGCCAAACGUGUUCGCAGACCAGGUUGAGUAUUUCUGCCGCAACAUGACGGAGAGAGAGAAGUUCGUUGUCUCUGUCCAUCCCCAUAACGAUCGUGGCUGUGCUGUUGCGGCCGCCGAGCUGGCUCAGAUGGCUGGUGCUCAGCGUGUCGAAGGUACUCUUUUCGGAAAUGGUGAGAGAACUGGUAACGUGGAUCUGGUCACUCUUGCCCUCAAUCUCUACACACAGGGUGUCAGCCCUCAAGUUGACUUCUCGGAUAUCAACUCUGUUAUCAAGGUGGUGGAAGAGAGCAACAAGAUUCCCGUGAAUGAAAGAUGGCCCUACGGUGGUCAGCUGGUUGUCUGCGCGUUCAGCGGCAGUCACCAAGAUGCUAUCAAGAAGGGAUUCAAGCUGCGUGAAGGUGCCAACGCCACCGACGACGACGAGUGGGUCAUCCCGUAUCUCCCUCUGGACCCUCAGGACAUCGGACGGAACUACGAGGCUGUCAUCCGUGUCAACUCUCAGAGCGGCAAGGGUGGUGCCGCCUGGGUCAUUCUGCGCAGUCUGGAGCUGGAUCUUCCGCGCGCUCUGCAGGUCGAAUUCAGCAAGAUCGUUCAGAAGCAGACCGAAGCCGUCAACCGGGAGUUGCGGCCCAAGGAAAUUGUCGAGCUCUUCGAGGAAGCGUACCAUCUCAAAUCGAACCCUCGCUUCAAUUUGGUCGACUACAACAUCACAACCGACCGGUCACAGUCGCCGGCGCCCCCGGAGCCGGGCAAGGCCCUCAACACCAAGAAUCUCAAGCGUCGUUUCACCGGCAUCAUCGAGAUCGACAACAUUCAACACGCUAUCACUGGCGUUGGCCCCGGUGCCAUCUCGUCUCUGGCCAAUGCUCUGUCGACUCUUGGCAUCGACCUCGAUGUCAUCGACUACAAGGAGCACUCGAUCGGUCUCGGUAGAGACGUGAAGGCUGCCACAUACCUCCAGUGCACUGCGGCCGGCAGCAAAGAACAAGUCUGGGGUAUUGGUAUCCACCAGGACGUGGUACAAGCCAGUUUGAUCGCUCUCCUCAGCGCAGCUUCCUCGUUCCUGACAAGCCGUGCCGGUUCCCCCGCUCCAUUCCGCCCUCAACGCUCCAACACCCUCACAGACGAGGAUCUGCAAGCCCUUGAGCAGCUCGGCGACUCCAACGCGGUGGCCAUCACAGCCGCGAAGCUCACACCCAACGGCAGUGCCAAACCCAAGGUUGAUCUGGACGCGCUGACCGCCAAGGCGAACAGCCAGUAA